AUGACUUUGAAGGUUGGAAUCAUUGGUGCAGGCAUCGGUGGGCUCAGUGCCGCCAUUGCACUUCGACGAACGGGAGCCCAAGUUGAGAUAUUCGAGAGAUCCAACUUCAAGGAUGAGAUAGGUGCUGCUAUCACCAUCACUCCAAAUGGAAUGCGCGUCAUUCGUCGUUUUGGUUUUGAUCCCAAAACAGCUCAGGGUGUACAGAGUAAGCAAAUGCGUAUGGUAGAUCCGAACACACUUAAAGAUGCGAUCGUCGAAAACUUCAGUCAGGUUGAAGAUGAUUAUGGCGCGCCCUUCAUGUUCUUUCAUCGUGUGGACCUUCAUACUGAACUGAAGGAAAUGGCGUCAUCGACUGAUGAGUUAUAUCCGGGUUCGCCGGUUAUCAUCAACAAUGGUCGUUCUGUUACCAGCCUUGAUUGUGAGGGCGGAACGAUAUUUUUGGAUAACGGGGAAACUUUUGAGAAAGACGUCGUUGUAGUGGCCGACGGAGUUCGAACUAAGCUCAUCAACGAGAUUACGCAAAAAGACGUACCUCUUGAAGAUAUCGGCUCCUCUUUCUACCGCUGUCUGAUUCCCUUCUCCGAAGUAAACAAAUACCCAGACCUCGCAGCCAUAUUUAAAGACCAAGAUCCAGGAUUCUGGGUCCCCUUUGAUUUAUCAACCGGAACAUUCCUUGUUACCUAUCCAUGCCGAGAUGGGAAAAUGCUCAACGUUGCGUUUCGACACAAGACAAAGGCGGAGAACGAGCAUGCACUCGACUGGAACACUGGUACCAACGUGCAAGAUAUCAUAUCCAUGGUAGGGGGUUAUAAUCCACUGGUAGCUAAGUUGUUUGGUUUGUCGACAAGUGUUUCUGUUCACAAGUUAUUUCGGAGGGAGCCUCUUGACACGUAUACUCGGCAGAGGGCGGUUAUAAUUGGCGAUGCUGCACAUCCCAUCCAACCAACGCAUGCCCAAGGUGCAGUUCUUGCGAUUGAGGAAGCAGCAGCAUUAGGAGUUCUCUUCAAAGACGUGGAAAACCCAGAACAAGUUCCGGAGCGUCUAGGCUUAUAUAAUGGCAUUUUGAAGCGCCGGAUCCAUGUCACACAGCUUCUGUCGGAUGCUCAACCUGGGAUAUCUAGUGUACUGCGGAAGCAAGCUGAGGACAUUUGGGGAGAAGGAAUUUUCCCUCCAGAGGCUAUGAACUACACGAAGCCGAUCAGAGACUUUUUCUACGCGUGGGAUGUCAUGGAAGAGUAUAUACUAUUGAUUCCACAACUGAGGAUCACCGAAGGCUUCAUCACGAGUGAUAUCUCGACUACAAUCGGCUCCACAACUGGAUUCAGCUCCGCCGAAACAACUACCGUCGCAACCUCCUCCACUUACCUCUCAUAUGAAGAGUCAAGCGUCAUCAUCACGAAGUCUAUAAGCAUAGAGACAUCUCUGCGCCCCGAGGAAACAUCCACCACCGCCCUGUCGAUCACCGAAGGCAUAACGUCCGAGAUCGCCACGACUGAAGCUGCUACCGUUACCGCCGUGUCGACUACAUCGGCAGCACCGUCGACCAUACCCUUCAUCAGCAAUACUGGGUUCGACGAUGAAUCUUCAUCUCUUGCGCCCUGGGAACUCUACAUCGGCGAGGAUACUGUAUCCAUCGACACUGACGUCAAACAUGAUGGACCCAAUUCUGCUCGCAUCAACAAAGGACAGGGAAUCCUUAAGACGAUGAGUAAGACUAAUUGA
Fusarium venenatum is the source of this 1722-nucleotide messenger RNA. The record is from RefSeq and is a predicted model, not a curated record. NCBI's taxonomy places the organism in Eukaryota, Fungi, Ascomycota, Sordariomycetes, Hypocreales, Nectriaceae.